UUCUCUUCAACUCAAUUAUCCAUCCCUAUUCAUGGUGAUCCUCACUUCCUGAUUCAACAAGCGAACCCGAAAAAGAUCUCAAAUUUAUCAAACCCCGCACUUCAAAACACCAAUAUAAUCACAACCCAGACCUUGAUUUUUUUUUUUCAAUCUUGUGAAUUUUAUUGGGGAAAAUCAUGGGGACUGAAAACUCAUCAGGAUUGGAGAUAACAGAGCCAUUAUUAGUUGAGAAAGACUUGAAAACCCCAGCUUUUGGUGAAAUUCCUCACUGGAGAGAUCAGAUUACAAUCAGGGGAUUAGUAGUUAGUGCUUUAUUAGGAACUUUGUUUUGUAUUAUAACUCAUAAACUUAAUCUCACUGUGGGUAUUAUACCUUCUCUCAAUGUUGCUGCUGGUUUACUUGGUUUCUUCUUUGUUAAGUCUUGGACUACUUUCUUAUCUAAAUUAGGAUUUCAAGUUAAACCCUUUACUCGUCAAGAGAAUACUGUGAUUCAGACUUGUGUUGUUGCUUGCUAUGGACUUGCUUUUAGUGGUGGAUUUGGAUCGUAUCUGAUUGCAAUGGAUGAGAAAACAUAUAAACUCAUUGGUCCUGAUUACCCUGGUAACCGAGCUGAAGAUAUUAAGAAUCCAUCUCUGGGUUGGAUGAUUGGUUUCAUGUUUGUUGUCAGUUUCCUUGGAUUGUUCAGUUUAGUUCCUCUUCGCAAGGUAAUGGUUAUUGAUUACAAGCUAACAUACCCGAGUGGGACAGCGACAGCAAUGUUGAUUAACAGCUUUCAUACAAAUACAGGGGCUGAGCUUGCUGUGAAGCAAGUACGAUGUCUUGGGAAAUAUCUUGGCAUAAGCUUCUUUUGGAGCUUCUUUAAGUGGUUUUUCAGCGGUGUUGGCGACUCUUGUGGCUUUGAUAAUUUUCCUACACUUGGCCUGUUAUUGUACAAAAACACAUUUUACUUUGACUUCAGUCCGACUUACGUUGGAUGUGGUCUUAUUUGCCCCCAUAUAGUCAACUGCUCAGUUCUUCUUGGUGCCAUAAUAUCAUGGGGAUUUCUUUGGCCCUUUAUUAACACCCAUGCUGGUGAUUGGUACUCUGCCGAUCUUGGGAGCAAUGACUUUAAAGGUCUCUAUGGAUAUAAGGUUUUCAUAGCUAUAUCUUUAAUUCUCGGAGAUGGUCUCUAUAAUCUAGUCAAGAUAAUAGCAGUAACCAUAAAAGAAAUUUACAACAGCAGCAGCAAACAAAGCCUACCAGUUGUCAACGAGGUUCAAGAUCAUGGAAGCUCCAAGUUACUAGUGGAACAAAGAGAAAAGGACGCGAUUUUUUUGAAAGACAGGAUACCUUCCUGGUUGGCAGGUUCUGGAUAUGUUGGGCUUGCUGCAAUAUCAACAGCAGCAAUACCCAUGAUUUUCCCACCUCUUAAGUGGUAUCUGGUUCUCACUUCAUACAUCGUUGCCCCUGCUCUUGCCUUCUGCAAUUCGUAUGGUACUGGGCUCACUGACUGGAGUCUAGCCUCAACUUACGGGAAAAUUGGGCUUUUCUUCUUUGCUUCAGUUGUAGGAACCAAUGGUGGAGUAAUAGCAGGAUUAGCUGCUUGUGGUGUUAUGAUGUCCAUUGUGUCAACUGCUGCUGAUUUAAUGCAAGACUUCAAGACAGGUUACCUCACGUACUCAUCAGCGAAAUCAAUGUUUGCAAGUCAGAUUGUUGGGACAGCAAUGGGCUGCGUAAUAGCACCACUAACUUUCUGGUUAUUCUGGACUGCGUUUGACAUUGGUGAUCCAAAUGGUCCUUACAAAGCACCAUACGCUGUUAUAUUCAGGGAGAUGGCAAUUCUAGGAAUAGAAGGUUUCUCUGAGCUUCCCAAGCAUUGUUUGGCAAUCUGUUAUGGGUUCUUCAUAGCAGCAAUUGUGAUAAACAUUCUCAGAGAUGUAACUCCACCGAAGAUCUCGCAGUUUAUCCCGAUACCCAUGGCGAUGGCAAUACCAUUCUAUAUCGGAGCUUACUUUGCAAUCGACAUGUUUGUCGGUACAGUAAUAUUGUUUGUGUGGGAACGUGUGAACCGUAAGAGUUCUGAAGAUUUCGCAGGAGCUGUUGCUUCGGGUCUUAUCUGUGGUGACGGAAUUUGGACAGUACCGUCAGCUAUACUCUCUAUUUUGAAGGUCAAUCCUCCCAUCUGUAUGAGCUUUGGACCUACCUAAGUAGCGUCAUCUUCUGUAAUUACAUGAAUCCUGUAAAUAUUUCGUCUCUUAUCACUGGAACUGGUUGAAUUCUAAAGGUGAAAUCUUCUGUAAUUACUUUCAUGUUAUUGUAUUAAUUCCUUCAUUUUAAUGAAACUCUCUGGUCCAAAAAAUCAACAGACCGUUGAAUUAUUUGAAAGAGAGAUAUUCAGACUCUACAGUUGGUGAUUAUUGUUUA
Papaver somniferum (opium poppy) is the source of this 2403-nucleotide messenger RNA. Its product is annotated as probable metal-nicotianamine transporter YSL6. The record is from RefSeq and is a predicted model, not a curated record. The transcript has 7 exons. Lineage: Eukaryota; Viridiplantae; Streptophyta; Magnoliopsida; Ranunculales; Papaveraceae. The coding region runs from base 177 to 2186 and encodes 669 amino acids. Gene Ontology annotation, molecular function: oligopeptide transmembrane transporter activity. Gene Ontology annotation, cellular component: vacuolar membrane.